AUGGAGACAAGGCUGAUGGAAAUGGAUCAUGUGAUGGUAAGGAACUUAGAUUUGUGUAGCCGGUAGCCACUGUAGGAAUUGUAAAACACCCAUGUGUGGAUUAUGUCACUGUGUUGGUUGAAUGCAACAUGGGGUGUAGAUAGAUGGUCUGGUGUUGUGGGUUCAUUGUGCCUUGUCUAUGAAUGGAGGAGUAGGCUAAGCUCAGUUCAAGUGCCUUAAGCUUUUUAUGGUUUCACUAUGUCAGGGGGAGCGUACUUUUAUAUUUAUGUUUUAGGCUACAAUUUGAAAUAAAUAUUAUACAGAAGUUCUAGCAAUGGGUUCAUCCCGAGUGUAAUGGAAUGAAAUUGUCCAUUAUAGGCCUAUUCUAUUUUCCCUAAAGUUAAAAGAAAGAAAAGUGUGCUAAAAAGUGUGACAUAAGCCUGUAUUUGUAUCAAGUUAUUCUUGAGAAAUUAUAAUUGAAAGUAGCUUUUACAGAGAUAUUUGUAGGUCUAACAGGCUUCCUGUUGCGCCUCAGAUGGUGCUACAGGCUGAAACAAUUAAAUGGGUCCCUCUGUAUACAAACUACAACUUUUAUAAAGCAUUAAUAAAGUAUUCCUAAACACUUUAUAGAUGCUUAAAUAAUUUGUUAGCAAAGUCAUACUAACUAGCCUGCAUAAAGGGUGAUCGUGAUACAAAGGGUCCUUAUCUGGUGCUUCGCUAAAUGUGGUAUAACCUUUUUGCCCUCCAGAUCCUUUAUAUAGUAUUCUGCAUGACAGUUCCUUAGGGCUGACCCCAUUUAGUUGACUGGUCGAUUGUUUGGUCGAUAGGCUGUUGGUCGACCCAGAUUUCUUUAGUCGAGCACUAGCAAAAAUAAAAUAUACACAGUACCAGUCAAAAGUUUGGACACACCUACUCAUUCAAGGGUUUUUCUUUAUUUUUACUAUUUUCUACAUUGUAGAAUAAUAGUGAAGACAUCAAAACUAUGAAAUAACACAUAUGGAAUCAUGUAGUAACCAAAAAAGUGUUAAACAAAUCAAAUUAUUUUAUAUUUGAGAUUCUUCAAAUAGCCACCCAUUUCCCUUGGUUAUACAUGAUUCCAUAUGUGUUAUUUCAUAGUUUCGAUGUCUUCACUAUUGUUCUACGAUGUAGAAAAUAGUAAAAAUAAAGAAAAACCCUUGAAUGAGUAGGUGUGUCCAGACUUUUGACUGGUACUAUGCAUGUAUGUAUGUAUGUAUGUAUGUAUGUAUGUAUGUAUGUAUGUAUGUAUGUAUGUAUGUAUGUUUGUGUGUACAAGACACCUGUCUGAUUCGCGCCUGUCUGAGUGGACUAAUCCAAUGUGGUGGCCAUGGGGAUGGUACAGUCAAUCACUCUAAGACGUGCAACUGAAAUUGUAUAUAUUACAUAAGAACAAUGGUGCAACACGAAUACAAAUAUUAUUUUAUAACAAAUGCGCUUUCUACCGCAUUGGAUAGUGGUCACUGUUGGCUGUUCUGAAACACAUCAGUGUGCUGUUGAAUUGGCGCCUUUUCAUAGACCACGUCGCUAUGUGCAUAAUAGCAAAGUUAACCAGCAUAUUGGUGUUGAGAACAAUGCGGCGGAGGCAGCAGCAGAAUGAGGAGACGAGAAAACAGCCCUUGCCUUAUUGUCUAAGAAAAGUGAGGAGAGGAAACCCCAACUUAAUUAGGUCUAUAAUCAAUAGCCUAACUAUUAAAGUGCCUGGCUUUAUAAAUCAUCCAUAUAUAUCUACGGAAAUAAGACAGAUCCUGCUUCUGUUGCCGGUUUGAGUGUUUGUUUAAUAGCCUAGUGAUUCAGUGAGCACCAAGCCUCAGGCAACCACAUGUCAAGUAAACAAUUUCACAAAUGUGGCUGUUUUUAAUCUUUACUUUGUUAGAACAGCGCCUCUGGUAUUAUUUAUAAUUUAUUUCGUGUUUACAUUUCCAAAUUGUCAGAAAUGAUAUUCAUGAUAAUAAUAAUAAUAACGCUUUUUCUUGAUCUCCUUAUUGUUGUUGUUAUUAUUAUGAUCAUCGUUAUAAUAAUAAGUAAUGUCAUUAUCAUUAGUAGGCUUAGUAUAGCAGCCUUAUAUAAUCACCAUCGAGCUGUAGGCCUAAGAGCGCAUCCUGUUUAGUCUUAAUACCGUAACUUACUUAGGCCUAUAUUUCAAUACUUAUAUAGGCUACUGUAUCAAUCAUACGAGUCAUUCAUGAUUUUGAAAUGCAAUCAAGCGUUUUAGUUUUAAAAUAAAGUGAGCCUUGAAUAAUUAACUUAAACAAUAAAUAAACCGUUCCAUUUUGGAAUUUGCAUUCACGAAUGAAUGCGACUGUUAGUCUUUGCUGUAAUAAAGGCUUUAAAACAUUUUUUACAACAGACUGUCUGGUACUCUUAGAAUGUAUUUAGUGUUGUUUACAUUGUUCCAAACGGUCAGAAAAAGUAUAUUGUAAUCUAACAGCACCUGUUUAGCACACAUAAUAUGACGCAGCGUUUGCUCCUUACCUUAUUUUUCUUGAUCUCCAGUAUUUUCCACAACUAGUCACAUUUAUUCCACAUAUCUGACUUCCCCUUUACCUCAUGAGCAACCAGUAAACAUUCCCCCGUUUCGAGUUUAUUUGUCAGGUCCUCUGCAUCCAUUUUGCUGUUACGAUGUUCAGAGUUUGUUAUAACCAGUUUAUUGAUGUGAUUAUGAUAUGCUAGAGGUCAGGCCCUAUUGGUCACGUGCAUGCAAUGCAUACAUGUGUCAUGUAAAGAGAGCAAGGGUUGAGGGAAUGUUUUUCCUAAACAAAUUAGGGAUUUUGGUAACAGAACUUUUCAGUCAGAAAUUACUGUAAUUAUGUUGGAGCUUCAGCAGCAAGGACAGCGUGAUUUUCUGUGGUGGUCGCUGCAGCAGGGAGGAGAGAGAGACAACAGCUGCUAGUCACACAGUCACUCGCUGUCUCUUUUUUUUUACACAGCGCAGCAAGUUUGAGCCCUGCCCGGCACAAUCAAUCAAUUGCUGGUCGGACUCCCUCUAGUCAUUUGUGUGUCUUAAUAAUUUAAUCAAACAGUGUGCUUAAAGCAUGAGACAAGCUCAGUGAACAUAGUUGAUUUGAUUAAAACACAUAGGAUGUAUGUAUGUAUGUAUAUGUAUGUGUGUGUGUGUAUAUAUAUAUAUAUAUAUAUAUAAUGUGUCUGUGUGUGUAUAUAUGUAACUCAGCAAAAAAAGAAACGUCCUCUCACUGUCAACUGCGUUUAUUUUCAGCAAACUUAACAUGUGUAAAUAUUUGUAUGAACAUAACAAGAUUCAACAACUGAGACAUAAACGGAACAAGUUCCACAGACAUGUGACGAACAGAAAUUGAAUAAUGUGUCCCUGAACAAAGGGGGGGUCAAAAUCAAAAAUAACAGUCAGUAUCUGGUGUGGCCACCAGCUGCAUUAAGUACUGCAGUGCAUCUCCUCCUCAUGGACUGCACCAGAUGUGCCAGUUCUUGCUGUGAGAUGUUACCCCACUCUUCCACCAAGGCACCUGCAAGUUCCCUUGACAUUUCUGGAGGGAAUGGCCCUAGCCCUCACCCUCCGAUCCAACAGGUCCCAGUCGUGCUCAGUGGGAUUGAGAUCCGGGCUCUUCGCUGGCCAUGGCAGAACACUGACAUUCCUGUCUUGCAGGAAAUCACGCACAGAACGAUCAGUAUGGCUGGUGGCAUUGUCAUGCAGGAGGGUCAUGUCAGGAUGAGCCUGCAGGAAGGUGAGGGAGGAGGAUGUCUUCCCUGUAACGCACAGCGUUGAGAUUGCCUGCAAUGACAACAUGCUCAGUCCUAUGAUGCUGUGACACACUGCCCCAGACCAUGACGGACCCUCCACCUCCAAAUCAAUCCUGCUCCAGAGUACAGGCCUUGGUGUAACGCUCAUUCCUUUCACGAUAAACGCAAAUCCGACUAUCACCCCUGGUGAGACAAAACCGCGACUCAUCAGUGAAGAGCACUUUUUGCCAGUCCUGUCUGGUCCAGCGACGGUGGGUUUUGUGCCCAUAGGCGACAUUGUUGCCGGUGAUGUCUGGUGAGGACCUGCCUUACAACAGGCCUACAAGCCCUCAGUCCAGCCUCUCUCAGCCUAUUGCGGACAGUCUGAACACUGAUGGAAGGAUUGUGCAUUCCUGGUGUAACUCGGGCAGUUGUUGUUGCCAUCCUGUACCUGUCCCGUAGGUGUAAUGUUCAGAUGUACCGAUCCUGUGCAGGUGUUGUUACACGUGGUCUGCCACUGCGAGGACGAUCAGCUGUCCGUCCUGUCUCCCUGUAGCGCUUUCUUCGGCAUCUCACAGUACAGACAUUGCAAUUUAUUGCCCUGGCCACAUCUGCAGUCCUCAUGCCUCCUUGCAGCAUGCCUACGGCACGUUCACACAGAUGAGCAGGGACCCUGGGCAUUUUUCUUUUGGUGUUUUUCAGAGUCCGUAGAAAGGCCUCUUUAGUGUACUAAGUUUUCAUAACUGUGACCUUAAUUGCCUACCGUCUGUAAGCUGUUAGUGUCUUAACGACCUUUCCACAGUUGCAUGUUCAUUAAUUGUUUAUGGUUCAUUGAACAAGCAUGGGAAACAGUGUUUAAACCCUUUACAAUGAAGAUUUGUGAAGUUAUUUGGAUUUUUACCAAUUAUCUUUGAAAGACAGGGUCCUGGACGUUUCUUUUUUUUGCUGAGUUUAUAUAAAAAUACACGUUUAAACAUUUCAACCAAUCGAUUGGUGAAAUUACAGAGGAGGAACUUCUGGAUACAAUUAAAGACUUUAAGUCCGGGAAAACUCCAGGGUUGGAUGGCAUACCAGUCGAGGUAUACCAAACCUUUUUUGAUAUACUCAGAGGACCGUUAUUAGAAUGUUUUAACCACUCCUAUGUAAACGGUAGAUUAUCAGACACUCAAGAAGGUCUGAUUUCAUUAUUACUGAAACAGGAUACAAGUGGAAAAUAUAAAGAUCCAGUCCAUUUAAAAAAUUGGCGGCCCCUUACACUUCAGUGUUGUGAUGCAAAAAUUAUUGCAAAAUGUAUAGCGCAUAGAAUUAAAAAGGUAUUGUCGGACAUUAUUCAUUCUAAUCAGACAGGUUUUUUACAUGGGCAAUACAUUGGAGAUAAUAUAAGGCAAGUACUGGAAAUAAUAGAACACUAUGAAAAAUCUGGGAAACCAGGCCUACUAUUCAUAGCAGACUUCGAGUAGGCAUUUGAUAAAGUACGACUGGGGUUUAUAUAUAAAUGCCUGGAGCAUUUCAAUUUUGGACAAUCUCUUAUAAAUUGGGUUAAAAUCAUGUAUAGUAACACUAGGUGUAAAAUAGUAAAUAAUGGCGAUUUCUCCUAAAGUUUUAAACUGUCAAGAGGAGUGAAACAAGGUUGUCCUCUAUCGGCAUAUCUAUUUACUAUUGCCAUCAAGAUGUUAGCUAUUAAAAUCAGAUCCAACAAUAAUAUCAAGGGAUUAGAAAUCCAGGGCUUAAAAACAAAGGUGUCAUUGUACUCUGAUGAUUCAUGUUUUCUUUUAAAUCCACAACUUUAAUCCCUCCACUGCCUCAUGGAGGAUCUAGAUACAUUUUCUAACCUCUCUGGAUUACAACCAAAUUAUGAUAAAUGUACUAUAUUACGUAUUGGAUCACAAAAAAAUACAAUUUUUACAUUAUGUAGUUUACCAAUAAAAUGGUCUGAUGGUGAUGUGGAUAUACUCGGAAUACAUAUCCCUAAUGAAAUAAAUGAUCUCACUCCAAUACAUUUUAAUAGAAAGUUAGCAAAAAUAGAUAAGAUCUUGCUACCAUGGAAAGGUAAAUACCUGUCAAUUUGUGGAAAAAUCACCCUGAUUAACUCUUUAGUAUUAUCCCAGUUUACCUAUUUGCUUAUGGUCUUGCCUACGCCUAGCGAACUGUUUUUUUAAUUCUAUGAGAAAAAAAUAUUCAAUUUUAUUUGGAACGGCAAGCCAGACAAAAUUAAAAGGGCCUAUUUAUAUAAUGAAUAUGAAUUCGGAGGACAGAAAUUAUUAAAUAUUCAAGCAUUAGACCUAUCACUAAAUGCUUCAGUCAUACAAAAAUUAUACUUAAAUCCGAACUGGUUCUCUAGCAAACUAGUAAGAUUGUCUCACCCAAUGUUCAAGAAGGGACUUUUUCCCUUUAUUCAGAUUACAACCCCUCACUUUCAGGUAUUUGAAAAGGAAAUAAUCUCCCAAAUAUCACUAUUUCUAAAACAAGCCAUAGAAAGUUGGUUGCAAUUUCAAUUUAAUCCUCCAGAAAUGACAGAACAAAUAUUGCAACAAAUAUUGUGGUUAAACUCAAAUAUAAUUAUUGAUUUAAAUUUUAUUUUAUUUUUUUAGAUAAAAGAAAAUGAUAUUAUCGGUAGGAAUGGUGGAGUUAACAAAAACAUAUGGAAAUGUCUGCUCUACCCAAAAUUACAACCAAAUAAUUGCAGCAUUACUGCAAAAAUGGAAGAGGAAAGUGGAAGGAGGAAAAAGUAAGGAACUUGUCUGUCGGCCUUGCAUUAAAGAACAUAAUUUGUUAAAGAAAAUUGUGAUAAAAAUAAAAAAGUUGACCAGUUUCAUUUAAGGACCAAAAUAUUGACAGCCGUCCCAUAUAGAUUGCAAAAUAGUUAGGAAGAGAUUUUUGACGUACCGAUUCCAUGGCAUAGUGUUUAUGAACUGAUACGCAAAACGACGCCGGAUUCAAAACUUUGAAUUUUUCAAUUUAAAUUAUUAUAUAAAAUUCUUGCUACCAAUAGAAUGUUAUUUGUAUGUGGGAUACAAUCUUCCCAGCUCUGCAGAUUUGGCUGUGAAGAGACAGAAUCAUUAGAUCAUUUGUUUUGGUACCGUCCAUUUGUAGCUUAUUUCUGGACACAGGUCCAGGAAUGGCUGAAGGAUUGCAAUAUUUGCACGGAGCUGACCCUGCAGAUAGCACUACUGGGUGAUCUGAAAAGUCAUAGUCAAUCAAUCAAUAAUAUAAUAAUGCUUUUAGCAAAAAUGUUUAUUUUCAAUUCACAAACUGUAGAAACAAUGAGAAUAGAAAGGUUCAGAACUUUUGUAAAACAUCACAGUACAGUUGAAAAAUAUAUGGCAAAUAGAAAUCCAAUAUGGAUGGUGUUAAGAGAUAGAUGGGAGGUGUUGAAUGGAGCUGAAGGAUGGGACUAAUAACAACAACUAAUAACAACAAGAUAACUAGUGUAAGACAUGCUGUGUCCAUAAUAAGUAUAUAGUUAUAUAUUGUGAGCUUUUGUGAAAGAGCACAGUUAGAAAGAUAUGGCAUACCAGAUGGACAUCAUGAAAAUGAUCGGAGGAAGUUCAGGAGUAAAAACAAACAAAAUAUAAUUAUUGACUGUGUGCAUAAAAUGUAUAUAGUUAUGUAUAAGCAUGAAGUAGAGGCCUAAGUUACAAUCUAUCUGCAAUAUUAAAGCUGAUCUACCCCCCCAAAAAAUAAAUAUACAAAAAUAUUUUUAAAAAAUCGAUUGGUUGAAAGAACAGACGACUCUUGGUCGACUAAGAUUUUUUUUUAGUCGGGGACAGCCCUACAUUUCCUUAUGAAUCCUAACCCCCACCUCUUUUCUCCGUUGUCCUCCAGGGCGACGCCAGGGGCCAGCUGGUGUCGGAGCGGCUGGGCCUGGGCCACAAUCUGGACCUGUCGGACACCAUGGUGCAGCAGAAGCUGGACGAGAUCAAGGAGCAGAUCCGCCGCGAGAUCCGCAAAGAGCUGAAGAUCAAGGAGGGUGCGGAGAACUUGCGGAAGGUCACCACGGACAAGAAGAGCCUGGCCUACGUGGACAAUAUGCUGAAGAAGUCCAACAAGAAGGUGGAGGAGCUCCACCAGGAGCUCCAGGAGCUCAACGCCCACAUCGUGGUCAAGGACCCCGACGACCUGCUAGGUAUGGCUAUUUUUCAUGGUGCGUGGGAGUAACUAGGGUUGCCAAACUCUUGAAACUUUCCCAGGUUUUUCAGAAAUCCCCGGUUGGAGGAUCCCCAGUUGGAGGAUCCCCAGUUGGAGGAUUCACUCGCUGCUUAUUCCCUCCGGAUUUCGGGAAUCCUUCAACAGGGAUUUUGUGAAAAAACUGGGAACUUUAGGGGAUGUAGCCUAUGUGAAACUGUUCUUUUGAUAUGUGGUGUAUGUACUGAACGCUUUCCCCCCUCGUCUGUCAUGUUUCACAUAGUCUAAAGUGAAUUAAGUGGAAUACAGUACCCAAGUUCACUUCAGGUGUGGUAUGUCUUGGUACAAGGACACUCAAUACAUGAUACAGCACAUAAUUACACAUUUGACAGCAGCAACACAAGUCCACACAAUGCAUGACAAAUGCACAGAAUACACAAAUAGGACCCACACACAAUGAAUGCGCUCUAUUGUGGUGACUCAUCUUCUAUGAGCUGACACUGAUACGUUCCAUAUUCCUUAUUGUGAGAUGGAAUGGGUUUGUCUGUCUGUGCUAUGGCAUUUCCUACUCCGUAGACAUUGGAAAUGGGAGGGGGGUGGGUUUCUAUAUGUACAGUGAGGGGAAAAAAGUAUUUGAUCCCCUGCUGAUUUUGUAUGUUUGCCCACAGACAAAGACAUAAUCAGUCUAUAACAGUGAGAGACAGAAUAACAACAAAAAAAUCCAGAAAAACACAUGUCAAAAAUGUGUGUUGGGUCAUUGUCAUGCUGGAAUACCCAUCCACGACCCAUUUUCAAUGCCCUGGCUGAGGGAAGGAGGUUCUCACCCAAGAUCUGACGGUACAUGGCCCCGUCCAUCGUCCCUUUGAUGCGGUGAAGUUGUCCUGUCCCCUUAGCAGAAAAACACCCCCAAAGCAUAAUGUUUCCACCUCCAUGUUUGACGGUGGGGAUGGUGUUCUUGGGGUCAUAGGCAGCAUUCCUCCUCCUCCAAACACGGCGAGUUGAGUUGAUGCCAAAGAGCUCGAUUUUGGUCUCAUCUGACCACAACACUUUCACCCAGUUCUCUGAAUCAUUCAGAUGUUCAUUGGCAUACUUCAGACGGGCCUGUAUAUGUGCUUUCUUGAGCAGGGGGACCUUGCGGGCGCUGCAGGAUUUCAGUCCUUCACGGCGUAGUGUGUUACCAAUUGUUUUCUUGGUGACUAUGGUCCCAGCUGCCUUGAGAUCAUUGACAAGAUCAUCCCAUGUAGUUCUGGGCUGAUUCCUCACCGUUCUCAUGAUCAUUGCAACUCCACGAGGUGAGAUCUUGCAUGGAGCCCCAGGCUGAGGGAGAUUGACAGUUCUUUUGUGUUUCUUCCAUUUACGAAUAAUCGCACCAACUGUUGUCACCUUCUCACCAAGCUGCUUGGCGAUGGUCUUGUAGCCCAUUCCAGCCUUGUGUAGGUCUACAAUCUUGUCCCUGACAUCCUUGGCCAUGGUGGAGAGUUUGGAAUCUGAUUGAUUGAUUGCUUCUGUGGACAGGUGUCUUUUAUGUUGGGGUGGCAGGUAGCUUAGUGGUUAAGAGCGUUGUGCCAGUAACCGAAAGGUCGCUGGUUCUAAUCCCCGAGCCGACUUGGUGAAAAAUCUGUCGAUGUGCCUUGGGCAAGGCACUUAACCCUAAUUGCUCAUGUAAGUCGCUCUGGAUAAGAGCGUCUGCUAAAUGACUAAAAUGUAAAUGUUAUACAGGUAACAAACUGAGAUGAGCUCCUAAUCUCAGCUCGUUACCUGUAUAAAAGACACCUGGGAGCCAGAAAUCUUUCUGAUUGAGAGGGGGUCAAAUACUUAUUUCUCUCAUUAAAAUGCAAAUCAAUUUAUAACAUUUUUGACAUGCAUUUUUCUGAAUAUUUUUGUUGUUAAUCUGUCUCUCACUGUUCAAAUAAACCUACCAUUCAAAUUAUAGACUGAUCAUUUCUUUGUUAGUGGGCAAACGUACAAAAUCAGCAGGGGAUCAAAUACUUUUUUCCCUCACUGUAAUGGUAGUCUUAAAGAUAUUGAACGGGAUCUUAAGCACUUAAAAAUUCGUAACAUAUUGUACAAAUUGGAAUUCAUAACAUAUUUUUUAUUUUAAAAACUUGCUAGGACGUAACAUAUCAUACAAAAUGGAUGACGUUGUUCAUAAUUUUGCACAAUUUCUGGGGACCCAUUUUGUCUCGUGAGCGCUACAUUCAAAACUUCUGGCUGAAAUGAUACAAAACCUUUAUAAUGCAUCUUUAAGUGGGAACAAAUUUAGCCUGACACAUUGAACCCUUAUCUGAUGAGGAAGGUGUUUUGUUCAAUGACGCAUGGCCAGUGGAAUGUUGCGGAUGUGGGAACUGACCUCAAGCCAAGUUCUAGAGCAACGGGGGGGGGGUCUGCUUAACUUCUGCCCUCCACAACUGAUGUCAGAUCACCUCCCCCUUUCUUCACUCCCAGCCUUAACGAAACAAGUCUUAGGUCAGUUGUUAAAUAAGGAUGUCACUGUAUGUGUCGCAUUCUCCCCUAUGUGUGGCUGACCUGGGAUCAGACAUUGGGCCAGGGGAGGGUUCCCCUGUCAGCGCUCCAGGAGUGACAUCACCCUGCUUGAUAUUCAUUUUAGUUUUUUACAUUUGUCAUUUAGCAGACGCUCUUAUCCAGAGCGACUUACAGUAGUGAGUGCAUACAUGUUCAUACUUUUUGUGCUGGAUCCCCGUGGGAAACGAACUCACAACCCUGGCGUUGCAAGCGCCAUGCUCUACCAACUGAGCCACAUGGGACCAUAUUCAAUGGCUCAGCUGUCUGCUGGUCCAGCGGGGGCUGUGUGGAGGAGAAGGCCCUUGACUGCUUGGCUCGUCCUGACCCCGACCAAACCCCUCUCUUCUCGAGGGAAGCCCUGGCUCACAGGCACACACACACUCAUACAAACACACGGAUACACAUGGAUAUACACAUACAUACACACACACACACACACACACACAAAUAAUUGAAAGUUAGUUAGGACUACAAUACAUUACACACACACACACAGACACACACAACAUAGCUGAGUAUCCACCGUUUAUAUUUGCAUCUGCUGACCCUCUGUCUAUCUGAGCUUGAACACAGUUCAAUCAUUUGUCGGAGGAAUCUUGCGGACCCAUAAUCUCUCUCAAUAACGCUAAUUUAGCAGACGACUUUAUGACUGGUGCUGCCUAGAGCAACCUGACGUACUCUCCUUCAUAUCCCCCAUUUAGAUCAACCACAGAGAUGCACUGCCCCGGUUAAUGGCUGAUUUAAUUAAUAAUUAGACUAUGUUUGAAUGAAUCGGUGACCUUCUGAGGCGUCUCCAGAGACACCGAUGUUUAACAGGAUGUGCUUCUCACGCUAAAGUGGUGUGUGAUACUUGAAUGCUAACUGUGGUUAGCGCUGUUGACUGGGUAUAGGCCUAGAGCUAGUUAGCGGUGGCAUAUGUUGGUCAGCUGUGGUGCCAUUUCAGCACAGGAGGAUGGUGACACCUUAAUUGGGGAGGACGGGCUCGUGGUAAUGGCUGGAGCGGAAUAUGUGGAAUGCUAUCAAAUACAUCAAACAUGGUUUCUAUGUGUUUGAUGCCAUUCCAUUUGCUACGUUCCAGCCAUUAUUGUGAGCCGUCCUCCCCUCAGCAGCCUCCACUGCAUUUUGGUGUAGCAUUGCAGGUGGGAUGUGACGCUGUGGAAUCAAGUCAAUUCCACAUUUUCACAUUUUGAUUAGACCUUUUUAUUUCUCAGUUCUAAUUUAACUGUAAAUUGAAAUUAAAUCUAGCCCUCAAAGUAAGAGCACAGUUUACCUCAAACUGUCACCAAGAUGACGGUAAGAGACAGUAGAAGUCAGUCAGGCAGAGUUUUUCCCACCUGUGUGUGAAGAAGCAAGCGUUUGCUCAGUACUCGUCUCGGGGUGUAGUGGUGAGGAGGGGUUCAACCCAGGCACAAAAAGCAGUGAGCUCAGCACGUUUUGUUUUUGGAGGGAAGGAGGGGGCUGUGCAUGCUGCACCAGACACAAUAGCCCCUGGGGCAGGACAAGCGCAUGGAGUUCCUGGGUGGCAAAACCGUAGCGAAACGCUUUGGAAUUGAAAAUGAACUUGAGCGUUUCUUAUUGGACACCUUCAGGUGUGUUUGACGUGUUCGUCCAUUUUCUUCUGUUUUGUGCCUAAUGAACACGACCCCGGCUUAAAGCAACAAGGGCCUGUCAGUCAUACCAUAAAUGUGCAUGUCAUAUUUGCAUGUACAGGAACGUCACAUCUAGUGUUUAGCAAGUUCAUGCUUGUUUUUCUCCAGAGACUGCUACAGGGUUCCCCUAACUUCUGUGCUGUUUGGAACAGAAAUCCCAACUUUUCAGGGCAUUUUAGUAAAGCAUCUAGUGUACAAACAAGAAUUCCCCGUCUUCAAUAGUUUUCAUACCAACAGACAGGGAUGUAAAUUACUUUUCAGACUGGGCUGGUAGAAAAUGUGCCCAACUAGCCCGUGGGAUAGUGAAAUUUUUGUAUUUUCAAAUAUCCCAUGGCACAGAUUUUCGACCUGGGCUAGUAAAGAUUUCAGUUUGCUGGCCAGUGUCCAAAAUCCUUAAAUUCCAUCCCUGCCAACAGGCCUUCUGUUUUUACACUAAUUGCUUUGUUGUAGAUGGUAAACGACACCCAGAUCAAUAUGGCUGCAUUGAACAAGAUGAGAAAUGCAUUAUGGCCAACUCGAAGACCUCCCUUCAUACAAGUCUUUGAAUGUUGUAGCUAAUGAACAUGCAAACUUUAUUGUUGUAUUGUAAGAGCUUUAAUGGUUUUAAUAUCCAAGCUUCAUAUCUUCCCUUCCGAUCUUCUACCUUUGUUUCUAGAGUGCCCUUUGACCCCGGACACCCCAGCUAGCGAAGCAAGGAUGUGCACCAGCAGCAGCCGCCUGGCCGCCCUGAAGAAGCAGAACGACAUUGAGCUGAAGGUCAAACAAGGGGCGGAGAAUAUGAUCCAGAUGUACUCCAAUGGCUCUUCCAAGGUACGCCCACUGACCUCUUGACCAGCAUAAACAAUAAUUAGCAGUACAAAUAUUAGCAGAGUAUUAGCAGGCCUUAUUUAGCUCUGCACUGGUUGCUAAGGUGUAGAAUGCGGAUGAAUUCAGCUAAUAUCAUACAGCACUAAUACAGUAGGGAUGUUAGCGCUAAGGUAUGGAAUGUUAGCAACCUCAGUGCUACCUACAAGCUAUGGCGUAUUAGCUGAGUUCUAUUCGCUAAGGUGCCCAUUGCUAAAAUCAGCCAUAGCUGACUCUGUGAGCACUGUAUAAUAUCAAGGUAUGGAAUGUUGGCAACCCCCGGUCAGCGCUCCCAUGCUGGAGCGCCUGGAGAAAGUGGCACCAUCCUGUGGGAAAUAGCAUGGCCUGAUGAUGUCAGCCAGGAAAUGCCUGUCAGACGGAAGCCUUUCCUGCCCUCUACGCCGGCACGGCAUAGCAUAGCGCGCUCCGCCACCAGAGGAAUUCUGGGUGGAGUCGACUAGUUUACUCCACGGGCCAGUGUGUGCGUGCAUCAACUCGAGGGUCACCGAUAACACAAUGACAUUCUACUUUUGCCUGAGGUGAAUAACUUUUUCCAUGAGUUCAUUGAAAACUUUUGCUCCACUUAAGGUCAUGAUUUGACGAGACCUUGUUCGGAUUGGGUAACCCACACGCACACAGACACACACAUUCUGUCUGAAGUAUGAUGCGGAAUUUGGGUCAGGUGUUUUGUGUUCUUAUACUCAUGAAUUUUCAGGAAGAAAUGCUGUUUAGAUCAGAUGUUGAUCAAUGUCACAACGUCCAGUUAGUUACCUUAAUUAUAGACGCCUAUAUAUACCUGUUGGUGAUGAUUUGUUUUUUUUUGGGUCUUUACUUUCUGCUCAGGACCGGAAAUUGCUAGCGACUGCUCAACAGAUGCUGCAGGACAGCAAGACAAAGAUUGAGUUCAUUAGGAUGCAGAUCCUCAAAGGCAGCCAGGCCAGCGAGUUGAGCUUCGAUAACAAUGACGUCAUGGGUGAGACACACACACACCUGCCUGUGACUCAUUCUGGCCGUGGCCUCCUGUUCUGUGUUAUCCCCUUUGACACAUAUGGAGACACACACACACACACACACACACACACACACACACACACACACACACACACACACACACACACACACACACACACACACACAGUGGAUUCACAAAUUACCUUCCAUCCUAAAUAACUACUCACUGUGUGAUCCAGAUGAGGGAUUUUGCACCUCCUCUCCUCAAACACCCUGAUAGUCUCUCUAACAAGGUCCUCUUCCUCCAGCCAAGCCCAUCGUCAGCCCGUUGGACCUACGGGUGGAGGAGCUGUGUCACCACGCCAGGAUAGAGUCAGCCGUGGCCGAGGGCGCCAAGAACGUCAUGAAGCUCCUGGGCUCUGGCAAGGUCACGGAGAAGAGGGCACACUCAGAGGUACAGACCACAACCCUAGUUGAGUAGGAGUGCUGAUCUAGGAUCAGGUCCCCCCCGUCUAUAUAAUUAGGAUCUAAAAGGCUAAACUGAUCCUAGAUCAACACUCCUACCCUGGCCCCAUAAACAACUAGACAAAAAAUAUUUUUCGAAAGCUAUUCCUAAACCCUUAGUCAACUCACUGCUCAACAAACUUAUGCCCAAAAUGGGAGCAAACGCUUUCAAAAUGUCUGGGCGUGCCUGUUGGACAAACUAAAGUAUACAAAAUCCCCUUUCUGUCUGUAAACUUGUUUUUUGCUGGAUCAGUAUGAGAGCAAACAUAUUUACAAGUCGAAAACAAUAAAAUGAGUACCUUCUGAGUUUUCACCCAUUUCGUGAAGAUGCCCCUGUUUUGACCCUUGACCUUGCUGUUCUCCCCAGGCCCAGGCCCGCUUUAACGAGUCCAGUCAGAAGCUGGACCUGCUCAAGUAUUCCCUGGAGCAGAGGCUGAGUGAGCUGCCCAAGAACCACCCUCGCAGCAGCAGCAUCGUGCAGGAGCUGUCCCUCAUGGCCUCGCCCGCCCUCAGCCCGCGCUCCAGCAUCAUCUCCACCCAGAACCAGUACAGCACCGUGGCCAAGCCCGCCGCACUCACAGGUAAAAGCGCCCAUAUCCCACAGCAGUGGUCACCAGUUGCCUACUGUAAAAACCUCUGAAUGUAGGGCUGAAUCUAAACUUGAGAUAUGCACCUGUUAAUCAUGUCAAUGGAAGAUUUGUGCGAAAACUUGACUUACAAAGAUCUCAAGUUCUAGCCUUUUAUGUACUGGCAUUUUGGGAUUUCAGUCUUUAAAAAAGUAUGCAGUUACCAAUAUAUCAAGACAGUAUUGCUGUAGUACUGUGCUUAGCCUGGCCUUAUAAAAUCUAUCACUUUAUGAUAAAAAUCUCUCGUCUCCCACAGGCACGUUAGACGUCAGGCUCAUGGGCUGCCAGGACCUGCUGGAGAACGUUCCGGGUCGUUCCAAAGCCGGUUCCGUGCCGCUGCCUUGCUGGAGCCCCAGCGAGACCCGCUCCUCCUUCAUGAGCCGGGGGAAACCGCAACCGAGGUGCCAGCGCACGGAACCUCUCCAAGAGUGAAGACCUCUCCAGUGAGUUUCCUAACACCAGCAUUCUCUCCUACUAUCAGCCCUCGAUCAAUAACUUAAUCCAUUGAUAACUUUUUUUUCCAAGGAUUUACGAUGUAAAAUAUUUAUACAUAGUUGUCUGAAAUUGCACUAUUUCUGACCAGGGCCCAUUUUCAGACGCAGCCAUAUACACACUUGACAAAAGCACAUUGGAGAAACCUGAAACCUGUCCAGUGACUGAUUACCCCUGCCAUCAUCCCUUCUGCUUGAGAGCAUGGGUUGUAGCAGAGCUAUAAAUAUACAGAAACCACUGCACUCUAUAUGUAGUGUAUCCUAAAGGAAGAACACCAUGUUCAUUUAAAUGUAAUGUCAUGUAUGAACUGUAAUAUGUACAUUUUGGGCAGGAAAUGGUAUUCAAUCUUUGCGUUGCUCUCCAGAUGAAAUCAGUGCUGUGCUGAAGCUGGACAAUACAGUGGUGGGACAAACCAACUGGAGACCUGUUAGUAACCAGUCCUGGGAUCAGAAGUUUACACUGGAGCUGGACAGGGUACACACACACACACACAAACCUCAUUAUCUGGCAGCCAGUUUAAUGUAGGUGUUUUCUACAACAAUAUGUGUUAUAAGGAGAAGACUAUUAUGCAGUUCACCAGACUCUAGUUAAAUAAUCGCCUCCAAAUUAAAUCACAAUGCACCACGAAAAUGUUGCCCUAUGAAUACUUGACUUUGCUUGUGUGUGUGUGUGCGCUUGACCUUGUGCGCUUGACCUUGUGUGCAUUGUUUGACCUGCAGUCUCGUGAGCUGGAGAUCUCGGUGUACUGGAGAGACUGGCGCUCGCUGUGUGCCGUCAAGUUCCUGCGACUGGAGGACUUCCUGGACAACCAGCGUCAUGGCAUGUGUCUCUACCUGGAGCCCCAGGGAACCCUGUUCGCAGAGGUAUCCCACUUUGAUACUACACCAGGGUUGUGUUCAUGAACUGAAGGGGACUAUCUGGACAUGUCCAAUAAGAGAUGCUCAUUUUAGUUUUCGGUGCUAGCGGUUUUAAAUGUUUUCCUUGCUUGCCCUAAUGAUGAAGUCUGUUUGCUUGGUUGUCCUGUAUGUCUCCUCCAAACUAUGGAUUUUUAUUCAGGUCACAUUUUUCACCCCUGUCAUUGAGCGGCGACCCAAACUGCAGAGACAAAAAAAGAUAUUCUCAAAGCAGCAAGGUAACUCGUCAUUUUCUGAGAAAACACAAAAAUAGAGGCCAAAGCAGAAUACAAUUUACUUCAUACUCAACAGGAGAAAAACUUGACAUGUUUUUUAUGGAACAUAUUCAUUAAUUCCAAAUGAAAUGUAAAUUAGUCUGAGAUAUCACAUAUCUGCUUUGGUUUUCAGGACAUUAUUUAUUGUCCUCUUUGGACGGUUUAAUUAUGUCUCUUCCACUAAAUAAAGGGUAGUCAAAUAGUGGUCUCCAUGACCCAUAUUAUCUCCAUGAUCACCCCCGGUCAUAAGGUCUGUAGGGGUGUUGUGAGGAUUAGUGUUCCCCGUCUGGCUUUGUGACCGGUGUUAAGGAGGUUAGUGUGUCACUGACCUAUAUCCUGUGUCCCUCCUCAGGGAAGACGUUCCUGCGUGCUCCUCAAAUGAACAUCAACAUCGCCACCUGGGGCCGCCUGGUCAGGAGGGCCAUACCAACCGGUAGCAGCCCACAGGUGCCUGAGACCGGGCCCAGCAGUCUGCCGGGAUCUCCAACACCCACCAGGUAUAUAUAAAACAGGCAUGAAUUCACACUGUUGCUUGUAUACACACACACACACACACACACACACACUGUCACAAAUGCCAGAGACCUUCCUAACAUCUUCACACAUACACAGUCUGUAGACUCUCUCAUUAAGAUGUGGCACCUUUCUUUCCAGUGCCAUUAGUGAACCGUUGGUGACCAAGCUGGACUUUGACAAAGAGCCCACCCCGGGACCCAAGCACUACCCUGUACCCGCUGGCAUCAGAGAACCACUGGCACGGGACAACAAACUGCCCGACAAGGAGGAAGUACAGGUACAGACAUGGGUUACCAUGGAGAUGCCUGAUAGAGGAAGUAGUGCACAUGUAGUCAUAUACGAUAAUGGUUAUGAUAAUGGUUAUGAUAGUGGGAAUGGUCAUCCCAGUUCAAGCAAAUUAAAACAUACAAAAACGGUCAAUGGAAACCUGGGUCAUGUUCAAUGAAAACGUUUUGAAACGGGGAUGUACUGCCUGAAUCCCAACUCAACUUUUUCCGUUGCAAAACAUUUUGCUACAUUGUGCCAUACUGAACACAACCACACUGCCCCAUCCUCCUAAAAAGUCUGUUCUGCCGUUGCAGGACGCCCUGGCAUCGUUUGACUUCCUGAACAAGAGGAACAGCAUAGCGGUGAAGUCGUCGGACCUAGACCGACUAGACAAGGUAGUAGAGCAGGAGAUCCAGCCUCCAGACCUGGAGCUCACAGCCAUACAGAAGGAGAUACGGUAGGGCUCACUGAUAAAGGACAUGAUUGCAGUUGGACUGCGCAGAAUCACUGAUUUACAAAUAAUUACUCUUUAUGAGCUCAAGAUCAGCAAUUCUGUGCCUCUCAAAUAGGCUGAAGCGACUCAAAUAUUGUUUUAACUGUUUGAGGACAUUUUCUGGAGAAAAUGAUGCAUUCAUGACACACUUUUAACAGAUGUUUGUUUUUGAUUGAUUGGUUAUAAUUAGUUUAUUGGGGGCAGUGUAUUGUUCCCAACUUCCAUGAGAAAGUGCAUGUUUUUACCUCUUAAUUGAUUGGUUAUUAUCUUAUUGAAAGUAAUACUUAUUUUUUUACAUUUUAGUCAUUUAGCAGACGCUCUUAUCCAGAGCGACUUACAGUAGUGAGUGCAUACAUUUUCAGAGUUUUUUUUUUCCCCCCGUUAUAUGAUCCUCCGUGGGAAUCGAACCCAGAAUCCUGGUGUUGCAACCACCAUGCUCUACCAACUGAGCCACACUGGACCCCAGUAGUUUGUCUUUGUAUUUUUCCAUUGAAUAUAUGAUAUCUAAUGUACAUCUACCUCCAUUUCCAGGGAAGAAGAACAAUUUCAGUUUAGUCUCAGAGACUUCAAAUGUGUUGCAGUCCUUGGCCGUGGUCAUUUUGGAAAGGUACGUGGCACACACCAAAACCCAUUUCUCGAUGCCAGGGCUCUCCAACCCUGUUCCUGGAGAGUUACCCUUCUGUAGGUUUACUUUCCAACCCUGUUCCUGGAGAGCUACCCUCCUGUAGGUUUACUUUUCCAACCCUGUUCCUGGAGAGCUACCCUCCUGUAGGUUUUCACUCCAACCCUGUUCCUGGAGAGCUACCCUCCUGUAGGUUUUUGCUCCAACCCUGUUCAUGGAGAGCUACCCUCCUGUAGGUUUUCACUCCAACCCUGUUCCUGGAGAGCUACCCUCCUGUAGGUGUUCACUCGAAGCUUGUUCCUGGAGAGCUACCCUCCUGUAGGUUUUAUCUCCAAAUCUGUUUCCCGGAGAGCUAACAGUCAUGUAGGUUUUUUGCUCAACCUGUUCCUGGAGAACGCUGGACCCUGCCUUGUACCGGUUUUGGCUCCAACCCUGUUCAUGGAGAACUCGACCCAGUACUAUGUUCUUUUUAUUUGUUGCGCAUGAAAGUAUAGAUUCUAAGACCAGGUUACUCAUUUCCAGGUGAAGGAAGAAAAGUUCCAUUUAUCUCAGAGCCAAAUGUGUUGCUUUGUCCUUGGCAACGUGUACAUUUUCGACAAGGUACGUGGCAGAUUGAUCCCAACCAUUCUCAUGCCAAGGGCUCUAAGUGUUCUGGAAGUGACCAAUUCUAAUAGAAGGUGAGCUUAAUGCCCUGUUCCAUAGAAAGGUACUUGUAGGUCAUUCACAUAAACGGUGAGCCUGAGAGUGUCAUCCUCACUAGAAGGUGAGCACUCAAUGUCUUUCCAAGAAGUAGCUCCUGAGUGUCUUUCACCUGAAUGAGCUAUGGAGUGUACUUCUCAUAGAAGGUUUUCACUCAAUCCGUUCCAUGAAGGUGACCUACUAGAUGUGUCUUCCAUAGAAAGGUGGAUAGAUGGUACCUUCCAUGAAGGUAGUUAGUGUUUCACUCAAACGGUUGACUUAGAGGUCUUCACUCUAGUAAGGUGAGCUCAUGAGCUUUCACUGAAGAGUACAUCAUGUGUCUUUCACUCAACGUAGCUAGAGUGUCCUUCACUAGAAAUGAGUUGAUUGUCCAUUCACAUGAGAAGGUGAGCAUAGAUGUUCUUCACAUAGAGGUGAGCUUGAGUGUGUCUCACAGAAAGUGUGAGCCUGCCAUGAGAGUUUGGAACCAUGUCAUCAUAGAAAGUGAGAAGAUGUGUCAUUCACAUAGAAAGGAGCUCAACAGUGUCAUUCACUAGAAAGGUGGCUUGAUUGUCAUUCACAUAGAAGGUGAGCUUAGCAUGUGUAUCAAUAGAAAGGGAGCAUAGAUGUUCAUCACAUAGAAAGGGAGUAUAAUUGUGUCUGCAAUAGGAAGGUGAAGGGCUCAACUGUGUCAUUCACAUAAAAGUAGGCUCAGAAAGUAUGAUGUUCUUUCAAUAGAAAGUGGUUAGAUGGUCAUAACAUUGACAGUUGGUCAUAGACUGUGUAUUCAUUCAGAAGGUGAGCUAAGAUGUCAUAAUAGAAAGGUGAUUAUAGUGUGUCAUUCAAUAGAAGUAGCUUAGAUGUGUCUCACAUAGAAAGGUGAGCUAAAUGUUUCACAUAGAAAGGUGAGCUAUAGAUGUGUCAUUCACAUAGAAAGGUGAGCUAUAGAUGUGUCAUUCACAUAGAAAGGUGAGCUAUAGAUGUGUCAUUCACAUAGAAAGGUGAGCUAUAGAUGUGUCAUUCACAUAGAAAGGUGAGCUAUAGAUGUGUCUUCACAUAGAAAGGUGAGCUAUAGAUGUGUCUUUCACAUAGAAAGGUGAGCUAUAGAUGUGUCAUUCACAUAGAAAGGUGAGCUAUAGAUGUGUCAUUCACAUAGAAAGGUGAGCUAUAGAUGUGUCAUUCACAUAGAAAGGUGAGCUAUAGAUGUGUCAUUCACAUAGAAAGCGAGUCCUGAUAAGCGGUAGGUCGUUUUUAUGUCCUUUUUUUGUGGUCUUUUUACUUUUGGUUUUGUACACCAGCUCAAAACAGCUGAAAAUACCAUAUUUUUGGUUAUUGAAGACAUUUCACAGGUGUUUAGAUGGUACAAGGAUUCUCUAAAACAGGGCUCUCCAACCCUGUACCCAGAGAGCUACCCCCGUAAGUUCAACCCAACCCCAAUUAAAACUAUCAACCAGCUAACUAUUAGAGUCAGCUGCACUAGAUUAGGGUUGGAGUGAAAACCUACAGGACGGUAGCUCUCCAGGAACAGGGUUGGAGAGCCCUGCUCUACACUAUACAUUGGUUGUUUUGUCAAAUAAACUGAAAUUAGUUGAGUAUUUUAGAUUUUUAGAAACCAGGCGCUGGUAGAGGGAUUUCUACAUAUUGCUCCUUUAACAGUUGAUGCUGUUUUCCAUCUGGGGAAAGAUAUAAGAUAUUAGCUCAGCUUUCUAACCACAAGUUUGGGCUGAUUUUGUUUAAUUUCACUAAUUUCAGGAAUUUAUUUAUACAUGGAUUUAAGUAGCAUUACAUUUAUUUUCUUGUAAUCUAAGAAAAGCCUUGCCCAGGUAUCAGGUAUCAGUGGCUUACGUCGUUGUCUCUCGGUCUUCCCCCCCAGUCUGAUGUGUGAGAAGCGUAUCUUUGAGACGGUGAACAGUGUGCGCCACCCGUUCCUGGUCAACCUCUUUGCCUGCUUCCAAACGCAGGAGCACGUGUGCUUCGUCAUGGAGUAUGCUGCCGGGGGAGACCUGAUGAUGCACAUCCACUCUGACGUCUUCUCAGAGCCCAGGGCCAUGUGAGUGACACAAUUACAAAAAUAUCUUAUAUGCUUUAAAGCAGAACUCAGCUGUUGAAAAAAUAACAAAGCCUCUCCUGCCCCUGUUUCACUAAAAAGCUAAGGGAUGGGGCUGGAGAAAUGAAAUCACUCUCAAAUGUAUAGACAGAGCUAUGGAUGCAAGGACUGACCAUCCAUUAUAUCUAAAUUAUAGUUUUAACCAUGUUUUGAGGCUGUAUAGUGUUUGUUUACAUUUACGUUGUUUACAAACAUUGGAGUAAAACAAGCUUAUAUUUUGGGCUCUGAUGAGGUACGACAGUUGAACUAAGUUCAUGAGGCAUUUAUAAGUUAUAUUCUUCCAGAAUCAAUGGACACAUAUUAUUAAUUUAUAAGUCCAAAAAUGGAUGUAGCAACUGCAGAUUGCCCCUUUUUUAAAGCUAGAAUCCUUCAUGGUGAAACUGCCACGUCCAUUUGUGAUAUUACAACAGAAGUUACUGCAAACAACAGUUUUUUUUUCUUCCUUCUCUGACAUCAUUGCACUUGUGACAGAACAGCAGCAUAUGUACUUUUUACCACGAUGCUCCCCAGCUCUGCUUGUCAACAAAACGGCAAUGGGGCAGAUAGUGGCGCUGUUUCCCCUACUGUGAAUUUAAUCUUUAAGGUAUUUUUGUCUAGUAGUAAUAUGAAGGUUCACUUGCUUUAUGAGCACCAAGAUUAUCUUCUGGGUUAACCGGCUUUGAAAUAGUGUCUUAAGUGCUCACCUCCAUAUCCAGUGUCUUGUUUUCAGUGGUACCCUGAAUCAGCGGUACCCUAAAUCAGUGGUACCCUGAAUCAGCGGUACCCUAAAUCAGUGGUACCCUGAAUCAGUGGUACCCUGAAUCAGCGGUACCCUAAAUCAGUGGUACCCUGAAUCAGCGGUACCCUAAAUCAGUGGUACCCUGAAUCAGCGGUACCCUGAAUCAGUGGUACCCUGAAUCAGCGGUACCCUAAAUCAGUGGUACCCUGAAUCAGCGGUACCCUGAAUCAGUGGUACCCUGAAUCAGCGGUACCCUAAAUCAUAAAGUGGAUUCUCUUCUCAUUUUCUCUGAUUCCUUGCUGAAAUCCGCUCCCAACUAAUCCACCAAAUCUUUUUUUUCUCUCUCUCUUUUGUAGAUUUUAUGCAGCUUGUGUCGUAUUGGGAUUACAGUUUUUACAUGAACAUAAGAUUGUGUACAGGUAAUGAUUCCAUAAUUCCAUUCACUGGGUGAAUAUAUGCCCUGUUAUAAUAUAUUGAUGCUGAUUCUCAUGAUUUAUUUAUUUUUGUUUUACUUUCAGAGAUCUGAAGCUUGACAAUCUGCUCUUGGACACUGAGGGCUAUGUAAAAAUAGCUGACUUUGGCCUGUGCAAAGAGGGUAAAUGGGACAAAAACAACACAACCUCAACUUAAUGUCAUCUCUCACUGUUCCAACACCAUUGAAUGUAAAAUAAAUGUAUAAUAACCUUACCCUGAAUUAGUCAAAAGUCUAAUUCGGAAAGUAUUCAGACCCCUUGACUCUUUCCACAUUUUGUUACGUUACAGCCUUAUUCUAAAAUUGAUUAAAUAUACAUAUUUUUUUCAGCAAUCUACACACAAUACCUCAUAAUGACAAAGCGAAAACAGGUUUUUAGAUCAUUUUGCAAAUGUAUAAAAAUAAAAUAACAUUCCUUACUUACAUAAGUAUUCAGACCCUUUGCAAUGAGACUCGAAAUUGAGCUCAGGUGCAUCCUGUUUCCAUUGAUCAUCCUUGAGAUGUUGCUACAACUUGAUUGGCGUCCACCUGUGGUAAAUUCAAUUGAUUGGACAUGAUAUGGAAAGGCACACACCUGUCUAAAUAAGGUCCCACAGUUGACAGUGCAUGUCAGAGCAAAAACCAAGCCAUGAGGUCGAAGGAAUUGUCCAUAGGGAUUAGAGGCACAGAUCUGGGGAAGGGUACAAAAAAAUUUAUGCAGCCAUGAAGGUCCCCAAGAACACAGUGGCCUCCAUCAUUCUUAAAUAGAAGAAGUUUGGAACCACCAAGACUCUUCCUAGAGCUGGCCGCCCGGCCAAACUGAGCAAUAGGGGGAGAAGGGCCUUGGUCAGGGAGGUGACCAAGAACCCUAUGGUCACUCUGACAGAGCUCUAGAGUUUCUCUGUAGAGAUGGGAGAACCUUCCAGAAGGACAACCAUCUCUGCAGCACUCCACCAAUCAGGCCUUUAUGGUAGAGUGGCCAGAUGGAAGCCACUCUUCAGUAAAAGGACAUGACAGCCCGAUUGGAGUUUGCCAAAAGGCAUCUAAAUACUCUGACCAUGAGAAACAAGAUUCUCUGGAUUGAUGAAACCAAGAUUGAACUCUUUGGCCUGAAUGCCAAGCGUCACAUCUGGAGGAAACCUGGCACCAUUCGUACGGUGAAGCAUGGUGGUGGAAGCAUCAUGCUGUGGGGAUGUUUUUCAGGGGAAGGGACUGGGAGACUAGUCAGUAUCGAGGCAAAGAUGAAUGGAGCAAAGUACAGAGAGAUACUUCUAUUAUUUUUUACAGUCUUGUUCCAUCACUGCAACUCACGUACAGACUUGGGAGAGGCGAAGGUCGAGAGCCAUGCGUCCUCCGAAACACGACCCCGCCAAGCCGCACCCCGCGAAGUCAGCGUGCAUGCGCCCGGCCGCCACAAGGAGUCGCUAGAGCGCGAUGGGACAAGGACAUCCCAGCCGGCCAAACCCUCCCCUAACCCGGACGACGCUGGGCCAAUUGUGCGCCGCUUCAUGGGUCUCCCGGUCGCAGCUGGCUGCGACACAGCCCGGGAUCGCCCCUGGAUCUGUAGUGAUGCCUCUAGUACUGCAAUGCAGUGCCUUAGACCUCUGCGCCACUCGGGAGGCCUGUCAGAGAGAUCCUUGAUGAAAACCUGCUCAGGACCUCAGACUGGGCAAUGGUUCACCUUCCAACAGGACAACGACCCUAAGCACACAGCCAAGACAACACAGGAGUGGCUUCGGGACAAGUCUCUGAAUGUCCUUGAGUGGCCCAGCCAGAUCCCGGACUUGAACCUGAUUGAACAUCACUGGAGAGACCUGAAAAUAGCUGUGCAGCGACGCUCCCCAUCCAACCUGACAGAGCUUGAGAGGAUCUGCAGAGAAGAAUGGGAGAAACUUCCCAAAUACAGGUGUGCCAAGCUUGUAGUGUCAUACCCAAGAAGACUCGAGGCUGUAAUCGCUGAGUAAAGGGUCUGAAUAAUUAUGUAAAUGUAAUAUUUCCGUUUUUUAUUUUCUCAAAACCUGUUUUUGCUUUGUCAUUAUGGGUUAUUGUGUGUAGAUUGAUGGGGGGGAACAAUUUUAAUGAAUUUUACAAUAAGGCUGUAAUGUAACAAAGUGGGGUCAAGGGGUCUGAAUAAUUUCCGAAUGCACUGUAAGGUCUACAGUAUGCUGAUCUGAAACUUAUGUGCAUGUCAGAUUUCCAUGUCUGUGUGGACAGUAAAGUUUCUGUACUAAACAUGUCUUGGUUAUGUGUAUUCUGGCAGGAAUGGGGUUCAGGGACCGCACCAGUACAUUCUGUGGUACUCCUGAGUUCCUGGCCCCAGAGGUUCUGACGGAGACGUCCUACACGCGUGCUGUGGACUGGUGGGGUCUGGGGGUCCUCAUCUUUGAGAUGCUGGUUGGAGAGGUUAGUGGUUCUCACCUGUCAUAUGGAUGCAUACCUACUCAAUACUAUGACUCGUGAAGCUGGCCAAUAUUUUAUCAACUCUAAAAAUAUAUAUUUUAUAUAUAUAUAUAUAUAUAUAUUAACUCAGCAAAAAAAGAAACGUCCCUUUUUCAGGACCUUGUCUUUCAAAGAUAAUUGGUAAAAAUCAAAAUAACUUCACAGAUCUUCAUUGUAAAGGGUUUAAACACUGUUUCCCAUGCUUGUUCAAUGAACCAUAAACAAUUAAUGAACAUGCACCUGUGGAAUGGUCGUUAAGAUACUAACAGCUUACAGACGGUAGGCAAUUAAGGUCACAGUUAUGAAAACUUAGGACACUAAAGAGGCCUUUCUACUGCCUUAGGCAUGCUGCAAGGAGGCAUGAGGACUGCAGAUGUGGCCAGGGCAAUCAAUUGCAAUGUCCGUACUGUGAGACGCCUAAGACAGCGCUACAGGAAGAAAGGACGGACAGCUGAUCUUCCUCGCAGUGGCAGACCACGUGUAACAACACCUGCACAGGAUCGGCACAUCCGAACAUCACACCUGCGGGACAGGUACAGGAUGGCAACAACAACUGCCCGAGUUACACCAGGAACGCACAAUCCCUCCAUCAGUGCUCAGACUGUCCGCAAUAGGCUAAGAGAGGCUGGACUGAGGGCUUGUAGGCCUGUUGUAAGGCAGGUCCUCACCAGACAUCCCCGGCAAUAGCGUCGCCUAUGGGCACAAACCCACCGUCGCUGGACCAGUCAGGACUGGCAAAAAGUGCUCUUCACUGAUGAGUCGCGGUUUUGUCUCACCAGGGGUGAUGGUCGGAUUUGCGUUUAUCGUCGAAAAAAUGAGUGUUACACCGAGGCCUGUACUCUGGGGCGGUGUGUCACAGCAUCAUCGGACUGAGCUUGUUGUCAUUGCAGGCAAUCUCAACGCUGUGCGUUACAGGGAAGACAUCCUCCUCCCUCAUGUGGUACCCUUCCUGCAGGCUCAUCCUGACAUGACCCUCCAGCAUGACAAUGCCACCAGCCAUACUGAUCGUUCUGUGUGUGAUUUUCUGCAAGACAGGAAUGUCAGUGUUCUGCUAUGGCCAGCGAAGAGCCCGGAUCUCAAUCCCAUUGAGCACGUCUGGGACCUGUUGGAUCGAAGGGUGAGGAGCAUGUGAGUGGAGUGGAGCGGGAGCGAGCGUGGAGCGCGAGCGGGCGGAUUUUGGACAGAGCGCAGAGCAGCACGGAGCGUCGCCCUAUGUCCCGCUCCAAUUUCGCUCGCUCACACCGAGUCUGAAGCAUGCUCAAGCCUUACCCAGAAUCCAUCUGUUUCAUUUAAUUUGUGUCGUCCAUGAAUUUGUAUUUUAUAGAGCGAGAGGAGCAGCAGCAGCAACAAGAGAAAAGGGUUGAGGAAUUCAAAAGUUUCUUCACUGCACGCAAAGGCCCAACCAUAACAAGGGAGAGAAAAAGAGAGCUGGAUGUAGCAUUUUUAAAAAUGAUUUCUAUGGACUAUGAACCGCUGAGUAAAGGAGAACGCGAAGGGAUGCAACACUUCGCCAGCGCAGCUCAACCGGGCUACACCCCCCCCCCCCCCCCCAUGCUACAACACCGUACGGGACACUCUCAUGCCACAUGCCCUGGAAGAGAUGGAAGCCAAACUGCAAGACCUACUGCAAAAUGGUGAUGGGCUCGUUCUGUCAGCGGACAUCGUGGCCAGUUUCAUUGAUGGGACGUUCCGGGGGCACACGGUUUUGUUGGGCUGUGAGCACAUACAGGGGCACCAUACCGCAGAUCGUAUUUACCAAAAGUAUGAACUGUACUGAAAUAUUGGAACGUGCAACGACGUGUGAUUCGGGUCGUCACUGACAGUGCCAGCAACAUGAUCAAGGCGUUUAACCUCCUCCCUGGCACUGAAGAGGAGGCGGAGGGUGAAGUGACCGCGGAUGCCAGCAGCAGCGCAGAACAUGAAGAGGAGGAUGAGGGACCACCUGCGCCCUCGCAAGUCCUUGUGGAAGUGAUAACCUCUAAUGUAGAAACUAUGAUAAAUCAGUACUUUACUGUGUCAAAUUUACAUCUGAAAUGCCCCAUUCACAUGCUUCAGCUGGCGAUCAAAGACGCCGUUAACGAGCACGACAACAUUAAUAGGCUGUUAGUGAAAGUCGGGCACCUGGUGAAAAGUGUACGCAAGAGCACCCUGAACACAGAGGACACCGACCAAUUAGGUGUCCGCCCCACAAAUGCCUGCGCCACUCGAUGGAGCAGCCAGCUGCGGAUGAUUCAGUCGUUCAUCCGGUUGUUCCAAAAAUACCCGUUAUGGCAAAACAAACUCAAGUCUAAUGUUGCUAACAUCACCCUGAAUCAAGUACAGCAGCUGACGCACCUUGUCAGUGGGCAGACCUCACAGACAAAAUGCAGAAGGAGCUGGGGAACCUGGGGAUGAUCCUCCCUGCUGUCACAGAAAUCAAAUCCCUGCUCACCGAUGACACUCACGCUGCACUUCCAAUGGGCAUCGCUGCUUUUGCAGAAACAUUGGCAAACAACGUGUCAAUUCGCUAUGGAAUAUACUAUACUGAUAAACAUCUCAUUUUACCAUCAGUGUUAGAUCCCCGUUUCAAGACAGAAUGGAUAAUCCGAGAUGAGUCUGUAUGCAACAAACUCGGGGAGAUAAGGUAAGGCUGUGGUUUAAGCUAAAAGUGAAAUAAAUGCAGAUUUUUUUCAUUUUUUUGGAGCGAGCGGGGGGGCCAUUUGAGUGGAGCGCGAUGCAAACUGCGUUGAGCACUGAGCGAUAAUGAGCGGACUGGCCUGAUGUGGCUUUGGGCGGGGGGAGCGGAGGAGUGAACAGCUCCGUGAGCGAGGAGCUGAGAUUCUCACCGCUCCACUCCGCUCAUAUGCUCUGGUGAGGGCUAGGGCCAUUCCACCCAGAAAUGUCCAGGAACUUGCAGGUGCCUUGGUGGAAGAGUGGGGUAACAUCUCACAGCAAGAACUGGCAAAUCUGGUGCAGUCCAUGAGGAGGAGAUGCAGUGCAGUACUUAAUGCAGCUGGUGGCCACACCAGAUACUGACUAUUACUUUUGAUUUUGACCCCCUCUUUGUUCAGGGACACAUUAUUCCAUUUCUGUUAGUCACAUGUCUGUGGAACUUGUUCAGUUUAUGUCUCAGUUGUUGAAUCUUGUUAUGUUCAUACAAAUAUUUACACAUGUUAAGUUUGCUGGAAAAUAAACGCAGUUGACAGUGAGAGGACGUUUCUUUUUUUGCUGAGUUUAUAUAGCUGACCUGGUCAGUACUUGUCCAUAUAAAAAUCUAAAUAAUUGACUGUAUGUGCAAAAAUCUGUGUUUUUGCCCGUCCGACAGUCUCCAUUCCCUGGGGACGAUGAGGAGGAGGUGUUUGACAGCAUCGUCAACGAUGAAGUCCGCUACCCAAGGUUCCUCUCAACAGAGGCCAUCUCCAUCAUGAGAAGGGUGGGUUCUGGUGAAGUUCUACUACGGUAACUUCAGAUUGACCUCUACUGAAACACAACACCUCAAACGACUGCUGUCAGCAAGUGUGAACUGAGAAGAAACAAAAGACAAUGGCGUUAUUGAAAUACAGCUUUAAUGUUUAUUCUGCUUUGUUAUGCUCUUUAUGUUUGUAGCUUUUGAGGAGGAGUCCAGAAAGACGUCUGGGGGCAGGAGAACGAGACGCAGAAGAAGUAAAGAAACAUCUGUUCUUCAGAGUAAGUUGAAAGUAUUUUUUAUUUUAUUUUAUAUAUUUGAUCUGUUUUGAUAUUGUUAUCCAAAACAGCCUGGAUUACAGGCAAUAUGGACACAUCAUUACAUAUGUAGGCUACUUAAGCAAUAAGGCCUGAGGAGGUGUGGUAUAUGGCCAAUAUAAAAUAAGUGUUUUGUCAUACCCAUGGUAUACAGUCUGAUAUACCACAGCUGUCAGCCAAUCAGCAUUCAGAGCUCGAACCACCCAGUUUAUAAUAUUCAUUCGACUUGUCUCCUUUAUUAUCUUCGUUGUCAUUAACUUUUUUUCUCACAAGGUAGACGAUUCAAUACGUCUGUCCUGAUAGUUUGCCGACGACACAAUAGUGAUCACCGACAACGAUGAGACAGCCUAUAGGGAGGAGGUCAAAGACCUGGCCGUGUGGUGCCAGGAUAACAACCUCUCCCUCAACGUGACCAAGACAAAGGAGAUGAUUGUGGACUACAGGAAAAAAAAGAGGACUGAGCACGCCCCCAUUCUCAUCGACGGGGCUGUAGUGGAACAGGUUGAGAGCUUCAAGUUCCUUGGUGUCCACAUCACCAACUAACUAUCAUGGUCCAAACACACCAAGACAGUCGUGAAGAUGGCAUGACAAAGCCUAUUCCCCCUCAGGAGACUGAAAAGAUUUGUCAUGGGUCCUCAGAUCCUCAAAAGGUUCUACAGCUGCACCAUCGAGAGCAUCCUGACUGGUUGCAUCACCGCCUGGUAUGGCAACUGCUCGGCCUCUGACCGCAAGGCACUACAGAGGGUAGUGCGUACGGCCCAGUACAUCACUGGGGCCAAGCUUCCUGCCAUCCUGGACCUCUAUACCAGGCGGUGUCAGAGGAAGGCCCUCAAAAUUGUCAAAGACUCCAGCCACCCUAGUCAUAGACUGUUCUCUCUGCUACCGCACGGCAAGCGGUACCGGAGCGCCAAGUCUAGGUCCAAAAGGCUUCUCAACAGCUUCUACCCCCAAGCCAUAAGACUCCUGAACAGCUAAUCAUGGCUACCUGGACUAUUUGCACUGCCCCCCCCACCCCCACCCCAUCUUUUUACGCUGCUGCUACUCUGUUAAUUAUUUAUGCAUAGUCACUUUAACUCUACCCACAUGUACAUAUUACCUCAACUAGCCGGUGCCCCCGCACAUUGACUCUGCACCGGUACCCCCCUGUAUAUAUAGCCUCCCUACUGUUAUUUUAUUUUACUUCUGCUCUUUUUUUCUCAACACUUUUUUGUUUUAUUUUACAUUUUUAUUUAAAAAUAAAUGCAUUGUUGCUUAAGGGCUGUAAGUAAGCAUUUCAUGGUAAUGUCUACACCUUUUGUAUUCGGCGCAUGUGGCAAAUAAAAUUUGAUUUGAUUUGAUAGUUGACAUAAAUUCACUAUUUCAUCCAUUUUCUCCUUCCUUUGUCCCCACAGAAUAUGGAUUGGAACGGACUACUGGCCAAGAAGGUGAAGCCUCCGUUCGUGCCGACCAUCCAGGACUCCAAUGACGUCAGCAACUUCGACAACGAAUUUACCUCAGAAGCGCCCAUCCUGACCCCGCCCAGAGAACCCAGGGCGCUCAGCAGGAAUGAGCAGGACAUGUUCUCAGACUUUGACUACAUCGCAGACUGGUGUUAGCCCCCCUCCCUCCUCCUAACACGUUGAACAAACACACACUGUGAACCAAACAACACAGCGCUGACUGACUGUAGCUCACAUUUUAAAAUCCGCCUCUUUUCCAAACAAACGUUGAGAGGGAGGGGAAAACAUCGCUCUUCCAGCCUUUGGGCACACUCUGUGCCAUUGAAAGACGCCCCCCGACUCCACAACUGAACACCCUUGUUUAUUUUUUAACAAAAUGAAUAACUUUUUUAACAUAAAGAGAUUCUAUUUUGCUUCUCUUCUGAGAAUUCAGAGAGAAGAGGGGGAAGGAGGCCUCCAGCGCAUGUUUUCUUUUGUCUGACCACUGAGAAUGUUUUCAUAUGAACUCUGUCAAAGGACACGCCGGCAACAUGUUAUUCAUUGUCAGUCUUUUUUUUAAAUAUUAUGUACAGAAUAUUAUUCAUCUGUAUUAACGAGUCAUUUCUCAAGCCAUAACUAAAUGACUUCUCUCUGUAAGGUUUUGACAUGUCUGCCUUGUAUGAGUAUUUUGAGCAUUUAUCACUGAACCGUCACGUGAGGUUAAAGAAAACACAUUUUGACUACUACUGCCUUUUGACUUGAAACCCAAAGUAAGGGCUCCUUUAUAGCUGAUCCUAGUCAUUCUCAUCCCCCACCCACACACUUAUUCGUCACAUGCUUCGUAAACAACAGGUGUGGACUAACAGUGAAAUGCUUAGUUACGGGCCCUUCCCAACAAUGCAGGGAGAACCCUCCCACAGUUUUUAAAGAAUGCCUUCCUGUUUCUGCUAGCAAAGCUAAGAGCUGGCUGACUCAAAGAAUAGAGUGCAGAAAAUGUUUAUUUUUAAACAGAUGAUCAUUAGGCAAAGCGGUGGAUCCAGUGUUAGUCCUCAUGGUAUUGCAACUAUCCCUCAUUUACUAGCAUAAAGGACCAUGUUUUAAGCGGUAGAACAAAGAGUUCUAGACACAUCAAAGGCGACUGUGCUGCUUUAAAGUCAUUUGUAAGGAGCACACAAUAUGGAGACAUAUCUGACAUGGCUCCCUCUGGUGGAUUCCUAGCACCAUUAAGCAGGGGCCAUAUGAAUCAAGCGUCUCAGAGUAGAAGUGCUGAUUUAGGAUCAGUUUUGCAAUGAAAAGGAUUACAUGAACAGGGGGACCUGAUCCUAGAACAGCACUCCUACUCUGAGACCCCUGAGCUAUACAGACCCAGAUUUUGUUCUUGGGGGAUAACAAUGCAUUCAGCUAGCAAUGUUGUGCUCUUGUGGAUAGAAUCAAUUACUCUAGCAUUUCGAACAGAGUUUGGGUCCGUUCCAUUAUAAUUCAAUCGAUGCAGCGAAUUAAUGAAUUUAGGAUUUCUGUUGAAUUUCCAUUCCCUACCUGAAUUGACUGAUUUGAAAUGGAAUUGAUUCCAACCUCGAUACCUCAAUUAUUCUUUUUAACUGAAGAUACAAGAACCAGAAGACGUCACAGCCUGCAAUGAUUGGACUUAGUCAAAUGGUGGAUCUGAAGUGACUGAUACAGUACAGCUGAUUACCAAAACUCAUCCAUUCAGUCCUGACAGUGGGACUAUGGAUGUAUGAUGGAACUGACUUAAACCUAUGUGUAGGGUGAAGUUGCCUCUAGGUUAGGAGGAUUGGGGAAGGGGAAGCUGACCCUAGAUCUUUACCUAAGGGAAGCUGACCCUAGAUCUUUACCUAAGGGAAGCUGACCCUAGAUCUUUACCUAAGGGAAGCUGACCCUAGAUCUUUACCUAAGGGAAGCUGACCCUAGAUCUUUACCUAAGGGAAGCUGACCCUAGAUCUUUACCUAAGGGAAGCUGACCCUAGAUCUUUACCUAAGGGAAGCUGACCCUAGAUCUUUACCUAAGGGAAGCUGACCCUAGAUCUUUACCUAAGGGAAACUUCACCCUGGAGCUUCAACUUGGCUCAGUGGCAGUUUGUGCAGACAAUAUGUAAAUGAAUCACUACAGGUGAGGGCAGGGUAUAUUAUAUAUGUAUGUACACACAAUUAAGCUGAUAGCACUCAUUUUAUCAAUAGUUAUUUUUGUAUCUAUGUUUAGUGUAAUUAUGAAAAUAGAUUGUACAAAGUUAUUUCUCCGUGCUUAAAUGGCUGCUUGAGCGUGUUGCAAAAACAGAAGCUUUUUUGAAUGGUACACCACAUUGAAGUUACAAGACUGUUGGCCCUGGUGUAAAGAAGCAGUCGUCUAUCAUGAAUGCACAAAUUAAACGUUUUUAAUAGAGUGGUGCUACCUUUGCAUAUUGUAUUCUAUUGGUGUGAGCGCAUCACUUUCAAGGCCAUGCUAUGUCUUGGUCUCUUUGCUUUGAGAAUCUCUUCAAUGGUGUGAAGAGCAACAUGCCCAAUAGAACUGUCCAUUAACGUACUACGGCAGUCCACUGUUCAGCCGUGACCCAGAGUGUAUCUUACUGAAGCGCUCUGGAGAAAUAGCAGGGAGUGACCUGGAUUUGGAGUCG
Molecule: messenger RNA, 32612 nt
Organism: Coregonus sp. 'balchen'
Lineage: Eukaryota; Metazoa; Chordata; Actinopteri; Salmoniformes; Salmonidae
Source: the annotation of a GenBank genome assembly